Rhincodon typus (whale shark) is the source of this 772-nucleotide messenger RNA. It is a transcript of the gene gemin2, whose product is annotated as gem (nuclear organelle) associated protein 2. Gene Ontology annotation, biological process: spliceosomal complex assembly; spliceosomal snRNP assembly. The transcript is spliced from 8 exons. Gene Ontology annotation, cellular component: SMN complex; spliceosomal complex; nucleus. The coding region runs from base 20 to 757 and encodes 245 amino acids. The record is from RefSeq and is a predicted model, not a curated record. Lineage: Eukaryota; Metazoa; Chordata; Chondrichthyes; Orectolobiformes; Rhincodontidae.
GGAGAAAAGCGUGACAGCAAUGAAUUUUGAAGAAGAUUUGAUGCCCAGGCAAUUGCCUGUGGAUGACUGGGAUACCAUUGAAGACUUUGAUCCUAGUGUGCCACCCAGAACACCCCAGGAAUACUUGAAAAGAGUUCAGAUUGAAGCUUCUCGAUGUCCUGAAGUAGUAGUGGCAAAAAUUGACCCAAGAAAGUUGAAACGGAAUCCAACAGUGAAUGUCUCGCUAUCAGGAUGUCAACCUGCCCCUGCAGGAUUUUCUCCCAGUCUCCGUUGGCAGCAGCAACAAGUAGCUAAUUUUUCAGUCCUCCGACAGAGUAUUGCCAAACACCGGGAUCAUUGGAAGGCACAACCUUUGGACAGUAAUGUAAUGUUGCCAGCACCUGAUGAUGAAGAAGGAUGGAAAAAGUUUUGUCUUGGAGAAAAAUUAUACUUUGAUUCAUCUGUAUCACCAAACACUAGUGAGACUGAUAGCCCAGGAAUUGACUAUGUGCAGGUAGGAUUUCCUCCCUUGUUGAGCAUUGUCAGCAGAAUGAGUCAGCCCACUGUAUUUAACACAUUGGAGUAUCUCAUUAACUGGUUUGGAGAUAAAAAAUUAUAUCCAGAAUUAGGCAGAUGGUUGUAUGCACUGUUAGCCUGUAUAGAAAAGCCAUUACUACCCGAGGCCCAUUCACUUAUUCGACAACUGGCUAGAAGAUGCUCUGCAGUUCGUGCUAAACUAGUAAGUUUUUUUUCUACAGGAAAUAUAGUAAAUGCAUGAAAUUUUAAAAUAGCU